Amphiprion ocellaris (clown anemonefish) is the source of this 2007-nucleotide messenger RNA. Its product is annotated as tetraspanin-3. Lineage: Eukaryota; Metazoa; Chordata; Actinopteri; Pomacentridae. Gene Ontology annotation, biological process: protein localization to plasma membrane; protein maturation; regulation of vascular endothelial growth factor signaling pathway. The transcript has 7 exons. The coding region runs from base 110 to 871 and encodes 253 amino acids. The record is from RefSeq and is a predicted model, not a curated record. Gene Ontology annotation, cellular component: membrane.
AGCACAGUGGGCCCGACCGAAGCCAUUUUAUUAUUUUAGCAGCAAAGGUGCAGGUGCAUCAGUAUUUUUUUUUUAUACGAGCAAUUUUCAUUUUUGUGCUCACGACACCAUGGGCCAGUGUGGGAUCACGUCAUCUAAAACCGUCCUGGUUUUCCUCAACCUCAUAUUCUGGGCUGCAGCUGGAAUUUUAUGCUAUAUUGGAGCCUAUGUGUUCAUCACAUAUGACGACUAUGACCACUUCUUUGAAGACGUGUACACUUUGAUUCCUGCUGUUAUAAUAAUAGCUGUCGGGACUCUUCUCUUCAUCAUCGGCCUGAUUGGCUGCUGUGCAACAAUACGCGAAAGCUCCUGUGGCUUGGCAACUUUUGCAGCCAUCCUCCUGUUGGUCUUUGUAACAGAGUGUGUGGUGGUGGUGCUGGGCUACAUAUACAGGGCGAAGGUAGAAGAUGAGGUGAAUCACUCCAUCCAGAAGGUUUACAAUGAAUACAACGGCACCAACACUGAUGCUCCUAGUCGCGCUAUUGACUAUGUGCAGAGGCAGCUUCACUGUUGCGGCAUUCACAACUACUCUGACUGGAGGAACACUCGCUGGUUUAAAGAAUCCAAGAACAACAGCGUUCCAGUCAGCUGCUGUCAGCCCAGCAUCAGCAACUGUACAGGCACUCUGACUCGACCAGCAGAUCUCUACCAAGAGGGUUGUGAAGCUCUUGUUGUGAAGAAAUUAAAGGAGAUCAUGAUGUAUGUCAUAUGGGCUGCACUAACUUUUGCAUCCAUACAGAUGCUGGGCAUGCUCUGUGCCUGCGUGGUGCUGUGCAGGAGGAGUCAUGAUCCGGCGUAUGAGCUGCUGGUCACCACCAACAGCUAUGCAUGAAGGACGCAGCCAGCCAACAAAACACUCAGAAAAUCAACAGGAGCUUCACCGGACAUGUCCACAGUAGAUAUCAGCUGUAGUUACAUAAGCUCAAGCACACCUUGCACAAUUCAUGAUAAAGUAGCGAACACUGACUACGUGGUUGGGGUGGGAAGGGGCUUCAAGGGGAAACCAGUUAUUUAUUGACAUGCUUUUGAAGUUACUGUUACUUUAAAUGUUUUUUUUUUCUUACACAUGCUGAAAUACUUUUAAAAGCCAAAGUUGUGUAUGGCUAAUUGACAUUGUUGAUGUUGGUGCAGAUAUUAUUUUCUUUUAAUUAUGGCUUCAUGAAAUUUGUGUUCGUCCCCAGUGAGGAUAAGGAGGAGGUAAUUAUGUGAAAACAUGUUUGGGAGUAUUUUAUGGAAUGUAUUUCCUUGUGUGCUAGUUUGCACUAUGGCUGGAGCUCUGGAGAUGUUUCAUGGUUGUUUAAAUGCAUACAUAAUAUAUGCUAAAAAGAACAUGUAAACAGGAACACUAAUCCCUGGUUUGACCAGACUUUGUGAAAAUGAAAAAUGUUUUUUACCAUACUAUGGAUUCAAGGUUUUGAUCUCAGCUGUUACAACAAUACAGUUCAGUGUUUAAGCUAAACUCAUUGACACUGACAGAAUAAGAACAAGGUUUUUUUUUUUCUCAGCAGCUCUGUGUUUGUUGUCAAAGCCAUGUUUAUGAGAAAGAAUUAUUCAUAUUAACAAAUAUUCAGGUUGUGAAUAAUGUACAUUCAGUUUUGGUGUGGACGUUCUCUGAAUCAGGCUGCUCUUGUGAGGCAUUGCCAAUAUAUAAAUUGUGAAUCAACCUUUGGGUCUCCAGUGCCAUUAGUAGGAGUAUCAUCAGUGUUACCUGAAGACGUGUACGUGUAGACUCAGUUUGUUCCAGCCACAGAAACCCUUCUGUUUACUUAGUUCGUUAUGAGCCUGAUGCAAAGAACUACAACACAUUAUUUUUUACGUUUUUGUGAAGUUGUGCUUCUUUUUAAUAUUUUUGAGCUUUUAUGUUGAUCCCGUAGAUAUUUAGCUAGUGCCACAGGAAAAAAAAAUCUGAGAAGCAAAUUGUGUAUAGAUUGGAGAACAAGCAGGAGACAAAUAAACUCAUACAUUUCA